This is a messenger RNA of Arvicola amphibius (Eurasian water vole), 2871 nucleotides long. It is a transcript of the gene Unc5d, whose product is annotated as unc-5 netrin receptor D. The record is from RefSeq and is a predicted model, not a curated record. Gene Ontology annotation, molecular function: netrin receptor activity; protein binding. Lineage: Eukaryota; Metazoa; Chordata; Mammalia; Rodentia; Cricetidae. Gene Ontology annotation, biological process: netrin-activated signaling pathway. Bases 1 to 2871 code for a protein of 956 amino acids. Gene Ontology annotation, cellular component: membrane. The transcript has 18 exons.
AUGGGGACAGCGGCUGCAGGCGGCGGCUGCGGAGCGCGCCGUUGGCUCCCGUGGCUAGGACUCUGCUUCUGGGCGGCGGGGGCCGCGGCUGCCCGAGGAGCCGACAACAGUGAAGUUCUUCCCGACUCCAUCCCAUCUGCCCCAGGAACACUGCCGCAUUUCGUAGAGGAGCCUGAAGAUGCCUACAUCAUCAAGAGCAACCCUAUUGCGCUCCGAUGCAAAGCCAGGCCAGCCAUGCAGAUAUUCUUCAAGUGCAAUGGCGAGUGGGUCCAUCAGAAUGAGCACGUGUCAGAGGAAAGUCUGGAUGAGAGCUCAGGCUUGAAGGUCCGGGAAGUGUUCAUCAAUGUCACCAGGCAGCAGGUGGAGGAUUUCCACGGGCCAGAGGACUAUUGGUGCCAGUGUGUGGCAUGGAGCCACCUGGGAACAUCCAAGAGUAGGAAAGCUUCUGUACGCAUAGCCUAUCUGCGGAAAAACUUUGAACAGGAUCCACAAGGCAGGGAGGUGCCUAUUGAAGGCAUGAUCGUGUUGCAUUGCCGCCCGCCAGAGGGAGUCCCUGCAGCAGAGGUGGAAUGGCUGAAAAAUGAGGAGCCCAUUGACUCCGAACAGGAUGAGAACAUUGACACCAGGGCUGACCAUAACCUGAUCAUCAGGCAGGCCCGGCUCUCAGAUUCAGGGAAUUACACCUGUAUGGCAGCCAACAUCGUGGCCAAGAGGAGGAGCCUGUCAGCAACUGUGGUGGUUUACGUGAAUGGAGGCUGGUCUUCCUGGACAGAGUGGUCAGCCUGCAAUGUUCGCUGUGGUAGAGGAUGGCAGAAACGUUCCCGGACCUGCACCAACCCCGCUCCUCUCAAUGGUGGGGCCUUUUGUGAGGGAAUGUCAGUGCAGAAAAUAACGUGCACUGCUCUUUGUCCUGUGGAUGGCAGCUGGGAAGUGUGGAGCGAAUGGUCGGUCUGCAGCCCAGAGUGCGAGCAUCUCCGUAUCCGUGAGUGCACAGCUCCACCCCCAAGAAAUGGGGGCAAGUUCUGUGAAGGUCUCAGCCAGGAAUCUGAAAACUGCACAGAUGGCCUCUGCAUUCUAGAUAAAAAACCUCUUCAUGAAAUAAAACCCCAAAGAUGGAGUAGGCGAGGCAUAGAAAAUGCCAGCGACAUUGCCUUGUACUCAGGCUUGGGUGCAGCUGUCGUGGCCGUGGCAGUCCUGGUCAUUGGUGUCACCCUCUACAGACGGAGUCACAGUGACUACGGCGUGGAUGUCAUUGACUCUUCUGCAUUGACAGGUGGCUUCCAGACCUUCAACUUCAAAACAGUUCGUCAAGGAAACUCGCUACUCCUGAAUCCGGCUAUGCAGCCGGACCUGACGGUGAGCCGGACAUACAGUGGGCCCAUCUGUCUGCAGGAUCCGCUCGACAAGGAGCUCAUGACGGAGUCCUCGCUCUUCAACCCUCUCUCUGACAUCAAGGUUAAAGUCCAGAGCUCAUUCAUGGUUUCCCUAGGAGUGUCGGAGAGGGCCGAGUACCACGGCAAGAGUCACUCUGGGACUUUUCCCCAUGGAAACAACCGCGGCUUUAGUACAAUACAUUCCAGAAACAAAACACCGUACAUCCAAAAUCUGUCGUCACUGCCCACAAGGACAGAGCUGAGAACAACUGGUGUCUUUGGCCAUUUAGGGGGGCGCUUAGUGAUGCCAAAUACAGGGGUGAGUCUUCUCAUACCUCAUGGCGCCAUCCCAGAGGAAAAUUCUUGGGAGAUUUAUAUGUCAAUCAACCAAGGUGAACCAAGCCUGCAGUCAGAUGGAUCUGAGGUACUCCUGAGUCCUGAAGUCACCUGUGGCCCUCCGGAUAUGCUCGUCACAACUCCCUUCGCGCUGACCAUCCCGCACUGUGCAGACGUUAGUGCAGAGCACUGGAACAUCCACUUGAAGAAGAGGACCCAGCAGGGGAAGUGGGAGGAAGUGAUGUCAGUGGAGGAUGAAUCGACAUCCUGCUACUGCCUUUUGGAUCCUUUUGCCUGCCAUGUGCUACUUGAUAGCUUUGGAACAUAUGCCCUCACAGGAGAGCCAAUCACAGACUGUGCCGUAAAGCAGCUCAAGGUGGCCGUGUUUGGCUGCAUGUCCUGUAACUCCUUGGAUUACAACCUGAGAGUUUACUGCGUAGACAAUACUCCUUGUGCAUUUCAGGAAGUGGUUUCUGAUGAAAGGCACCAAGGCGGCCAGCUCCUGGAAGAACCCAAGCUGUUGCAUUUUAAAGGGAAUACCUUCAGUCUGCAGAUAUCCGUCCUUGACAUCCCUCCUUUCCUCUGGAGGAUCAAGCCGUUCACUGCAUGCCAGGAGGUCCCCUUCUCCCGAGUGUGGAGCAGCAACCGGCAGCCCUUGCACUGUGCCUUCUCCCUGGAGCGCUACACGCCCACCACCACCCAGCUGUCCUGCAAAAUCUGCAUCCGGCAGCUCAAAGGCCAUGAACAGAUCCUCCAAGUGCAGACAUCCAUUCUAGAGAGUGAACGAGAAACCAUCACUUUCUUCGCCCAAGAGGACAGCACUUUCCCUGCACAAACUGGCCCGAAAGCCUUCAAAAUUCCCUAUUCCAUCCGACAGAGGAUCUGUGCUACGUUUGAUACCCCCAACGCCAAAGGCAAGGACUGGCAGAUGUUAGCACAGAAAAACAGCAUCAAUAGGAAUUUGUCGUAUUUUGCUACACAAAGUAGCCCCUCUGCUGUCAUUUUGAACCUCUGGGAAGCUCGUCACCAGCAGGAUGGGGAUCUUGACUCACUCGCCUGUGCCCUUGAAGAGAUUGGGAGGACACACACGAAACUGUCAAACAUCACAGAGUCCCAGCUCGAGGAAGCUGACUUCAACUACAGCAGGCAAAAUGGACUCUAA